AUGCCGCUAACGAUCGGAAAAUUCCGGGUUAUCAGGCUUGAUACAAGACAUAGUGCAUCUUACCCACUUGGUGAACCACUUCUCCAAAGUUCUGACACAAUACGCCAUUUGAGACCAGGAUAUGCGUUCUUGAACAACAUCACCUCUCUCGGGGGGUACCGUAUAUUCUCAGAGCAAGGCCAAAGAUGGAUAGAGUCCCAGGUUGGAGAUAAAGUCAAUUUUGACAGAAUAUUUUCUCUCGAACUUGACGGACUAAAACCGCCUAGUUCGCAUACGAAUCCUGAGAGCUCUAUUCUUCGGCACCCUGAGCUUCUCGAUAGAGCAAGUGUGGAAAAGUAUAUCAAGGUCUAUAACUCAUCCUUCCCAAGUCGCGUUUUCCCCGUGAUUAGCCAGUCAAUGUUCGGGAAAACACUGGACCUCGCCUAUAAUCCCCUACAAGUCGCAGGUUCUGCUAGUGCCAAGUCAUGCGUUUAUGCGUUUCUCUCUCAUAUAUCAUUGUUUGGCUUUGACGAUACUACGCAAGGGAGCAGCAUGGAUUGCCAGACCUAUGCCUCAAUGGUGCAGAACUUCACCACGGCAGUAAUCCAGGAGUCAACAGUUGAUGGCCUCCAGUCAUUAAUCAUGCUGCUGCAUCACCAAUACUUUAUAGGUGAUCUACUUUCCGCAGCUGCAACAUUAUCGAUCGCCACGCGUCUUUUGUAUACACUUGGGGCCCAUACAUUGUAUACCGAUGAGCCCUUGAACACUUCCUCAUCCAAAUACAACAAAGGCAACAUAAGAUGCCACCUACGAGAUCUCUUUUGGCUGUGUUACUCUUUCGAUAAAGACAUAUGUCUCAGAACUGGUCAACCGCCCUGUAUAAUUGACGCACAUUGCGAUCUCACUCUGCCUUGUGACUAUGUGAGGCUGCAUUACAUCAAUCUAUGUGACAAUGUGUCACAGGCAGAUGAUGAGAUUCUUCCACUUUUCCCCUGGGACCUCCGUCUCUCAUUGCUAAAAUCAAGAGUAUACGAGAGGUUAUACAGCGCUCAUUCUGCUCGGCAGUCCAAACCAGAAUUCUUAUCAAGCAUCCGCAGCCUUGAUGAAUCACUAGAGAAAUGGAGGCAAUCCCUUCCAGAAGAGCUUCGUCCGACCUUAUACUUUUCCCAGGAAACACCAGUGGCCGCCAACUUGAACACGUCAGCAGUGAUGUUGAGACUUGCGUACUAUCAUUCCGUGGCAGUAAUCCACCAGGCCAGCAGCAAAUUCCAAGAUUGCACAACCGAUAUUCCAAGGAUCGACAACAUCACUUCCAGUACAAGUAUUUCCACUACUGCGAGCCGUUCAACGCUAUCUUUUCUUCAUAAAAUGUUAUAUGUUGUGCACCCCGAAUGCGUUUGGGUGGCCCUCUUUUACGCUAUUACUGCUGUAUUGACUCUUUUCUGCAACAUACUUUCCAACCCCCAUGAUCCAGAUGCCAUUAAUGACAUGAAACUGUUGGAAGAUGUUCCUAUCUUGAUACGCCGCAUUCCAGUACGAAAGCUUACUCUCGGCGACUGGCUUCAAUUGCAAUAUAUGGACGGUGUUAUGACCGAACUUGCGGCAAUUUGUGCUCAAGUCAUAUCGAAAUCGCGAAGAAAUUCACUUGGUACGGGUUUAUAA
Molecule: messenger RNA, 1641 nt
Organism: Penicillium waksmanii
Lineage: Eukaryota; Fungi; Ascomycota; Eurotiomycetes; Eurotiales; Aspergillaceae
Product: transcription factor domain-containing protein
Exons: 3
Coding region: 1-1641 (546 amino acids)
Biological process (GO): DNA-templated transcription
Molecular function (GO): DNA binding; zinc ion binding
Source: RefSeq, a predicted model, not a curated record